AGCCCUGCUGAGACGAUGGAUGAACAGGAUGCUGCAGCCCUGACUCAAGCACGGAUGGAUCCCCGCUGUAAAACAGUGGAUGCGGAGAAGGACCUGGUGGACUGGCAGAAGCCCUUGCUGUGGCAGGUGGGCUACCUGGGGGAGAAGUAUGAUGAGUGGGUGCACCAGCCUGUGGAUCGUCCUAUCCGCCUCUUCCACUCGGAUUUCCUUGAGUCCCUCUCCAAGACAGCAUGGUACAUGGUGUUCAUGGUGUGGACUCCUGUAGUACUCUAUCUCAGCUGGGUCAGCUACACCUCCCUCGCCCAGGGCAACACCAGGCUCUUCUCCUCCUUCAGCACAGAGUACUCCAUCCCCGUCCACAAAUACUACUUCCCCUUCAUCUUCCUCCUGGGGAUGUUCCUGUGGUCCCUGAUAGAGUAUCUCAUCCAUCGCUUUGUCUUCCACAUGAAGCCACCUGCUAGUAACUACUAUCUCAUCACCCUGCAUUUCUUGCUGCACGGGCAGCAUCACAAGUCUCCCUUUGACAGCUCCCGCCUGGUGUUUCCUCCCGUGCCAGCCUCGCUAGUGAUGGGCUUCUUCUAUGGCGUCCUGCAGCUUCUGCUGCCCGAGGUGCUGGGGCUCUCUGUGUUUGUUGGGGGGCUCUGCGGCUACGUUGUCUACGACAUGAUGCACUAUUACCUCCACUAUGGAUCACCGAAGAAGGGCACAUACCUGUAUGGCCUGAAAGCUUAUCACGUCAAGCACCACUUUGAACACCAAAAAUCAGGCUUCGGCAUCACCACUCGCUUCUGGGAUCACCCCUUUGGGACACUCAUCCCUGAGGAAACCUUUGAGAAGGAGAACUGA
Messenger RNA from Nestor notabilis (Kea), 846 nucleotides. It is a transcript of the gene FA2H, whose product is annotated as fatty acid 2-hydroxylase. The record is from RefSeq and is a predicted model, not a curated record. Gene Ontology annotation, molecular function: iron ion binding; fatty acid 2-hydroxylase activity. Lineage: Eukaryota; Metazoa; Chordata; Aves; Psittaciformes; Psittacidae. The transcript is spliced from 6 exons. Gene Ontology annotation, biological process: fatty acid metabolic process; lipid biosynthetic process. Gene Ontology annotation, cellular component: endoplasmic reticulum; membrane. The annotation marks the transcript as partial.